AUGGGGGAAUGGCGGAGGACCGCCGAGCAUUUUGUGUGCGGUGGAGUUGCUGGAAUGGUCGCACGGACCGUCAUCGCACCGGUCGAGCGGAUCAAAAUCAUUUACCAGAUCAACUCCAAGAGUCAGACGGGCUGGCUGCGAAUUAUCCGCAAGGUUGUGGACGAGAGUGAAGGAGGCGUGCGUGCUGUCACGGCUUUCUGGAAGGGCAACUCUGUUGCUGUGCUCCGUGCCGAAGGCUUAGUAGUCAUGCACUGGCACUUGAGGACUUCAGGGCGGCGGUUGCACUAA
Molecule: messenger RNA, 288 nt
Organism: Symbiodinium natans
Lineage: Eukaryota; Dinophyceae; Suessiales; Symbiodiniaceae
Source: the annotation of a GenBank genome assembly